UACAGGUAAAACCACCUGCCAAUCAAUAAAGCUAUGAUCCAUAGCAUGAGAGAAGUACUCCGGCGGAUACACAACAUAUUCCUCAAAGUCGCUCUGUUUCCGAGCGCACUGCGGAGGCAAGGACGGCCGCGUCCCGCAGCUUCGGAGGUGCUGACCCGUCACCUGCUACAGCGGAACCUCCCUCCCUGGACCUCCUUCUGUGUUCACUACGGCGUCGUCACCAACGACCAGUUCGGGAGGUCCAACUUCAACUGGGCGGUAAAGGGAACCAACUACCAGAUACUGAGGACGGGGUGUUUCCCCUUUAUCAAGUACCACUGUUCCAAAGCACCAGCACAGAACUUAGACUAUGAAGACACGUUUUUCAGCAUGUUGAAAGUCAUCAAUCUAGGUCAGUGGGGAAAAGAAGCCAAGGGGAGACUAUUAUUUAAUACUGUCUCUUGAACCUGAACCUGUUUCAUAUUGAUUUAGUAGACAGUUAACUAGUUGUUUCCCCUCAUUUCUAGAAUAACUUCUUAUUCAUAUCAUGAAUGUUUUUUUUUGUCCCAGAAUUGUACAUAUAGGCCUUAAACUAUACAGUCUACUGCAAACAGAGUGCAACACAAAACGAAUGUAAUUGCUGCCCCUGUCUUGCAGGUAUCCCGUGUUUGGCAUAUGGCAUGGGCUGUCUGAUGGUAAUAACCGCUGAAGAGACCGUACAGACUAGUGCUGGACCUGUCACUGUAUAUUUUGCCUUCAAAGAGAAAGACACACAGUAUUAAAACGAUCUAUUUAUGUACUUGGAAGCUAGUUUUAUUUUGAGUGUUAAUACCGUGCACUGGAUUGAGACAUCUGAACUGUGUCUGUUUGUGGUGACAACAAGCAAAUCCUAAUACGACCUGAUAUUUAAGCACCACAGGACAGCGGACAUCUGCAAGACGCCUGAAGGGGGACACGC
This is a messenger RNA of Coregonus sp. 'balchen', 937 nucleotides long. The record is from the annotation of a GenBank genome assembly. NCBI's taxonomy places the organism in Eukaryota, Metazoa, Chordata, Actinopteri, Salmoniformes, Salmonidae.